AUAAAAAAAAAAAAAAAAAAAAGCCUAGAAGGCUUUGGAAUUAACAAGAGGAAUUGAAAAAUCCAACCUAAAUUUUUUUUUUUUAGAAAAAAGCAAACAGACAAAAUGUCUACGAAGAAUUCAAAUGAUAUUGACGAAGAAAGAACAAUGUUUAUAAAAUUACCCUCGUCAGGUACCGAUGCAGCAGAAAUUGUGGUGGAAGAUGAUAAUUCAUCCGAUGAUUCAAUUUUGCUACAAGAUGACAUUGCAAAGAAACAAACAGCGCUUGAUUCUGUUAUAACAAAAAUUGGGAUGGGAAAAUUUCAAAAACAAUUAUUGGUACUUUGUGGAUUAGGGUGGCUAGCAGAUAACAUGUGGCUCCAAUGUAUAGCUGUCAUAUUACCGAGGGUUCAAAAACAUUUUGGAUUGCCCAAUUCGCUUAUUGGUGCAUUAUCAAGUUCUUUGUUCACAGGCAUGAUGUUUGGUGCCUUAUUUUGGGGCGUUCUUUCGGACACUCAUGGCCGUAAACAAGCGUUUAACUGGACUUUGGCUGUUACUACUUUCUUUGGAAUAAUUGCAAGUUUUGCACAAAGUUUUUUCCAAUUAUGUUUUAUGCUUUUCCUGUUAGGAUUUGGCGUGGGCGGAAACAUGCCAGUUGAUGGUGCGCUUUUCCUUGAAUUUAUACCUAAAGAACAUCAAUACCUUCUCACUUUUAUGUCAGUGUUCUUUUCUUUUGGUGCUGUGCUCAGUUCAGUUUUAGCAUAUUUUAUUUUACCACCUAACAGUUGUACCGAAGAUGAUUGUAAUGUUUUCGAAGAAAACAACGGCUGGAGAUAUAUGUUAGCAAUUUUAGGGUCCUUGACAUUUUUAAUGCUCAUGUGCCGUAUUUUUUUUUUCCAACUUCAAGAAUCACCUAAAUAUUUAAUUUCUCGCAAUCGCAAACAUGAUGCUGUGCUUGUGCUACGCAAGAUUGCGAAGAUUAAUGGUAAUAAUAUGCAAAUCCAAGCCAGUGACUUUCAAACUCCUGCAAAUACUACAAAUCCUCGUAAUAGAUCAUUUUCUUCUUUCCCAUUUCCAAAUGAAACUCAACAUGCCAAGGUUGAGUUCACCUCAGAUCCAAUAUCAUAUAUUAAAUAUAAGACAUCAUCAAAUAUAGAAGUAGUCAUGUCUUUAUUCACAAGGAAAUGGUUCAUGACAACAAUUCUUGUUUGGUGUAUAUGGACAUUGGUAUCUUUCGCUUACACGAUGUUUAACGUGUUCCUACCUAAAUAUCUUGAGAGCUUGGGCUUAGAUAAUGGUGAAAGUGAUUCAUUGAUGCAAGAUGUUUUGAAAGAUUACGUCGUAUAUUCACUGUGCGGUGUUCCAGGAUCUUUAGCUGCAGCAUGGUUAAUUGAAACUGUUCUUGGUCGUAUUGGCACUAUGUCAAUCGCAACAUUUGGCACUGCAUUAUCUGUGUUCCUUUUCUCGGUCGUUAAAUCACAUUCUAGUGAAAUAAUCUCUUCAGCUAUGGUUAGCUUUUUGGCCACAUUGAAUUACGCAGUUAUUUAUGGAUAUACCCCAGAAGUUUUUGAAUCAAAAGUAAGGGGUACAGCUUGUGGUAUAGCUUCAGCUUUUGGAAGAGUUGCGGGUAUAAUCGCUCCAAUGGUGACAGGCUUACUCCUUUCAAUUAGCGUAUCUGUACCAUUAUACGUUUCCGCAUUAUUAUUUACGAUAUCUGGUGUUUGUAUGGUUUUGUUACCCAUCGAGACUAAAGGGAGACAAGCUUGAUGAGGCAAACAUGAAUUAAAUAAAUACAAUUAUUAAACCAAUUAAAUCGAUGAAAUAAAUAUAUUGUCUUACUAUUUAAUUAUUUGUUUUUGUAUUCAGAAUUUUACUUUAAUAAAAGAUAACUGAUAAAUAUAUAUA
Messenger RNA from Rhizophagus irregularis DAOM 181602=DAOM 197198, 1884 nucleotides. RefSeq lists its product as uncharacterized. Gene Ontology annotation, biological process: transmembrane transport. Gene Ontology annotation, molecular function: transmembrane transporter activity. Lineage: Eukaryota; Fungi; Glomeromycota; Glomeromycetes; Glomerales; Glomeraceae. Gene Ontology annotation, cellular component: membrane. The record is from RefSeq and is a predicted model, not a curated record.